Molecule: messenger RNA, 7928 nt
Organism: Zootoca vivipara (common lizard)
Lineage: Eukaryota; Metazoa; Chordata; Lepidosauria; Squamata; Lacertidae
Gene: TBC1D10B
Product: TBC1 domain family member 10B
Biological process (GO): regulation of GTPase activity
Molecular function (GO): GTPase activator activity; small GTPase binding
Source: RefSeq, a predicted model, not a curated record
AGCCUGGGGUGGUUGCCUCUCCUACUGCUGCUGCUACUACCAGGGCAGGGGGGAGCGCGAAGCUCUGAGCUUCCUCCUUCUCCUUCCCCACCCUCCCCUUACCACAGCUCAGGCUUUGGCUGGGUGACUAGGCCGCAUUCCCCCCCCUGUUGGGGGGGAGGGGGCCAUUGUUGUUAUGGAGACCGGUUCUGGGGACCCCCCACCACCCCCACCGAGGUAUAAUGCUCCUCACUCAGUGCUCCAUGCCCUCAAGAAGGUGAGCCCAGCUCCUGGGGCUGUAGGAGUGCCUGCAGACAACAUGACAGCUUCGCCCCUGGCAACAGCCAAUGCAGUAACAAUGGAAGCCGUGGAAGCAGACCUGCCAACCAGCGCUACAACAGCAGCACCUUGCAUUCCUACAGAAGCAACUUUAACCAAGAUCACCGUAGAGAUGUCUCUCAUGGCUGUGGCCAACGAUAACGGGAGCAUGGCCUUUCCUGCACACGUGGCAUCGGAUGCUGUAGCUACGGACGUGAUUCCGAUGGGCGACAAACUUUCCGUAGAGACGGUACUUGCGACCAAUUCUGUGGAUCCCGUGCCAGCCGUGGCAACAGUAAAUGGAAUGUCGGUGACGUCGUCCUAUGAUGUCGGGAUGAUGUCGCCAGCUGUGGCUUUGCCUAAAGAGACCAUGGUAAAAUCUCUCCCGGUUCCACCAGAAUCGCCCACAGUGGUAGUGGUAGCGCCUAGCCCUGUUACGCCUCCUGAGAAGACUUCACCGACCACUCCAGAGGACUUGGAGCCUCACGAUCUCUCCACUUCACAACUGCCCCAGGACAUGGGUUCCCAGUCCAGUCUCGGAACCCCGGCACCCAGGGCUCCUCCAGCUCCUGACACAUUGAGCUACUUGGAUUCUGUCAGCCUCAUGUCAGGCACCAUGGAGUCACUGCCCGGCUCUGGAUUCCUUGAUGAUGCUAGCUCCAUGGGUUCAGAUUCUGAGAUCAAUGGAUUAGCAUACCGGAGGACCGACAAAUAUGGCUUCCUAGGGGGCAGCCAAUAUGUUGGUUCACUUGAAAGCGCCAUCCCAGUGGACGUGGCCAGGCAGAGGGAACUCAAAUGGCUGGACAUGUUUUCCCACUGGGACAAAUGGCUGUCACGCAGAUUCCAAAAGGUGAAAUUGCGCUGCCGGAAGGGGAUCCCCUCUUCUCUCCGUGCCAAAGCGUGGCAACUUCUCUCAAACAGCAAGGAGCUUCUGGAUCAAAAUCCAGGGAAAUUUGAGGAACUAGAACGCCAGCCUGGAGAUCCCAAAUGGACAGAUGUGAUUGAAAAAGACCUACAUAGGCAAUUCCCUUUCCAUGAGAUGUUUGCAGCUCGUGGAGGCCACGGGCAGCAGGACCUCUACCGCAUUCUGAAGGCCUACACCAUCUACCGGCCAGAAGAAGGCUACUGCCAGGCACAGGCACCCGUGGCCGCGGUUUUGCUGAUGCAUAUGCCUGCAGAGCAAGCUUUCUGGUGCCUGGUGCAAAUCUGUGAGAAAUACCUCCCUGGCUAUUACAGCGCUGGACUGGAGGCGAUUCAGCUGGACGGGGAGAUCUUCUUUGCCCUGCUGCGGCGAGCGUCUCCCAUUGCCUACCGCCACCUGAAAAGGUACAAGGUCGACCCCAUCUUGUACAUGACGGAGUGGUUCAUGUGCAUCUUCUCUCGGACCUUGCCCUGGUGCUCUGUACUUCGCGUCUGGGACAUGUUCUUCUGUGAAGGGGUGAAGAUAAUCUUUCGAGUGGGCUUAGUGCUGCUCCGGAACACGCUGGGCUCAAUAGACAAGCUGCGCUCCUGCCAAGGCAUGUACGAGACGAUGGAGAAACUAAGGAACCUGCCUGUUGAUACCAUGCAAGAGAAUUUCCUUGUCCAGGAGGUGAUUAACCUCCCGGUGACGGAAGCCCUUGUGGAGCGGGAGAACGCCACGCAGCUGAAGAAAUGGCGGGAGACGCGGGGAGAGCUGCAGUACAAGCCCUCCCGCCGGUUGCAUGGCUCUCGGGCCAUCCACGAGGAAAGCCACCGCAUGAACCCGCCCUUGAGCGCCAGCGCCAGCCUUUUGAGCCUCACUGGCCUGAGGCAGAGGGUAGCCAUUGGCAGUACGGGCGGCCCCUCCUUCUCCCCGGCGCACUCGGUGGGCUCCUUGGCCAUGUCGGCUGUCCCUCCCCCGGCUCCUCCUGCCGCCCAGAGCCAGGUGGUGGUGUCCGAAGGCCUCCACGCGGCCUUGCCGUCCCCCACCGGGAACAACAUGCCACUUGGGGGCCCCCCCAGGAAAGCGGGGGGCAGUAGCAAGGAGGAGAGGCGGAAAGAGAAGGAGCGCGAGAGGCAGGAGAAGCUGGAAAAGGAGAGGCAGAAGCAGGAGAAGGAGCGCGAGCGGAAGCUGCAGAAGGAGCGCGAGAAGCAGGAGAAGGAGCGGGAGAAGAAGCAGCAGAGGGAGCGAGCCAAAGAGGAGGCCAAGCUAAAGAAGGAGAGGAAGUUGUCGCUGAGGAAAAAGGAACCCAAGUCAGCCCCUCCUCCACCCGCUGAGGAGGGGAAGGAGGGGGGAACCUCAGGGGCGUCCGUGGUACAAAGCACACACUUUUGAGUAGGGCUGGGGGGCCACACGGGCCCCGACGACUCCCUCCCGUCAGCCAAGGACCAAGGUGGUGGCUGCCACCCAGAGACUUGUUGUGGUAGGGGGACCCAGAAGGCAGGAGGAGCUUUUGCCAAGGCGGGGGAUAGCUGCCGUGCACUGAACCACACAACUUAGGGCCGCGGUUGGGUAGUGGAAUAUUUAACGGAGGUCCCAUGUUUUUACCUCCCUUUGUGUGCCUGAGGUGGAUGUGGCUCCCUUCCCCCUCCCCUUCCCCUAUCCUUAAUGAAUAGGGCCAAAACAAGAUGGCGGCUGUGCUCUGCGUGGCUACAGAAAAUGGCCGCCCACUGCUGUUUUUGUCGCAACCAACAGGAGCAGCUGCAUCGCUCCGAUCCCCUACCAAAAGGUUGGGAAUCUUAACUGAGGAGGUAACCAUACUAUUAAUAAUAACUCCUGACAUCCCAAUUUCAAGUACUGUAUAUAGAAUCCUCUCUCCUUAAAGCUAUUUAACCACUCCAGGCUUACAACACCACCUCCAGAGAGGCUGGUUUCGAGAACAAGGUAUUGUCUUCCCGCCAGUAUAUUAACAAAUGUUUCUUCCAUUGUGGGUUGGCCCUCAUAACAUUGCUAUAUAUAUAUAUAUAUGUAUUUCCCUUGGCUCCACCCCAGACUUGACUGUCUCCCCUAUAAGAAAUCCCUCCUUCCUUUGGCUCCCUGGCCCCCAUGCAUGGUUACCUACAGGCUGCGAUAGUUGCCUUAUUUGCUGGCGGUGUCUCUGUUCUUUGAAAGCCGCAUGGCAGGCUGAAGUGGCUUUAGCCAACAUGGACCUGCAGCAAAGAGGAAAGCGGAACCUGUUGGAUUGCUCCCUCACAUACAGUGAAUUGAGACAGGAAGCCUUUCUGUAAAUGCGAGUCUGAGUGUGUGUAUGUGUAUGUGUAUUGGGGGUGGGGAGCUGGCUACCCUGCUACCCAGAAACUCGGCCAUUUGGCUGCUCCUAUGCAAAGAUUUCUUAGCAGUGGUCAGGAAAAAAAAAGUUGGUGCCUAUUUAUGUCUGUUGAGAUUUCUUGAGCAGAAAGGAGAAGAGAGAUUGGAGCAGAGAGGGGGCCGUACGUUGAGAUUCCCCAUUCCCGCUUUGGUGAUAUGCACUUGAGAAAGGUUUUUGCUCUUUAGCAAUUUCUUGUCCUUGAGUAUUUACCUUCUGGCACAAACAUUCCCAUUUGCUGCCUCCAGACAGUGAGGGAGGCAGCCAGGUUUCUAGGGAGCUUCUGCCAACAAGGGGUGGGGUGGGGGUGGACUGUGUUGUACACUGUUCCUCUCCAAGCCCUGGUACCCAUAUCAGUCCUUAACAACAUAUUUGGGUAUCUUUGCCCUUGUUUUAUUAGCAUACAACCAGCACCAGUCAUUUUCUGGAUACAAAGGAUGCGUCUCCACAACACAUUUAAGCCAGUGGACCAUUAGUUUUGACUGCUCUGGGUUCUCUUGAGCCCUUUCCCAAGUUCCCAUGUGUUUGGUAUGAAAACUCCCAUGAUCCCCAGCCCAGCAUGGCAGUCAGAGGCGGUACAGUACCCUAACAUUUAUUGAGAGAGCAGCAGCAGGAGGAAGGCUGGCCUAGAGUCAAGGUUAAGGAAUUGUCAUUUGGGGAACAGGCUGAGAAUGCUUUCAUAUUUUGAAGCCCCACAGUCCCUUCAUAAAAUUUGAGGCACGGCGGUUUAAAACAGGUUUUAAAAUGCUUUUAGUUUGUUAAUAUAGUAUAGUACAUGCCCCCAAGUUGCAUGCUUUAUUCCUCUGUCCCUCAGCGGAAAGCAAAUUGGUUCCUUUAAAACACUGUAACUCGAAUGAUUUUUCUCUAUGUGUUUUCGUUAUGCAACCACAAACCCUUUUAACGUUCCUACACACUGGCAUUAGCUAGCUUGGCCUUCCUUUGAUAGCAGUGUAGAAUGCAGCCGGUCAGAUCCUUGGCUUUUAUUCCAUGCAGCUUAGCGAGACCUGGGAUGCUGAUAUCUACAGUAGCUUAGCAGAGCCUGGCGGGUCAGAAUUUUAGAAAUGUUGUGGGAAGAAGGGUCUCUGCAACAGGGAGACAGAACUCUUGCUGCCUUGGAGGUCAGGCUGGGCUGGAAGUGGACUGAAUGGAUUUGGGCAACUUUGGACUUGUGCAUCUUCAUAACUCGCCCUGUUGCCCCUUCUGCUUUCACCUUCCGCAGCAUCGCUCUCCACGUUAGGUUACAUUUUUCUGCAGUUGUGAAUAGCUUGAAAAUCAUGAACCUGUUUCAGAAUCUUGCUUCCCAGAACACGCCUGCCCUAAAUGGCAGCUUCUAGACUCCACGAUCCCAUCUACGAGCCAGCGAAAAAGCUCCAUUAGUCCAUCCUCAUUUCUGUAUAUAACUCUUCUCUAUAACACAUAUAUUAUAUAUAUGUUUCAGUAUUGUAAUUAUGUAUACAGAACCUUGAGGUUAUUAUUUUUUGACCUUGUGCUCUUAUUUAAUGGGACAGACACUGGAAAAAUUAGGAAUUCAUUUUUUCCCCUUGCCUUUUAAUUUUUUAUUAGUGUUUUUUUAAACCACCACUGCUAAUCAGGAAGAGAAGAAAAUUGGAAGUUUACAGCUGACAUCUCUUUACUGUCCUCCUUGUUAAUAAUGUCUUUCUUUUUGUUUGUGCCUCGUUCUUACUGGAUUUUUCCCCCAUUGCUUUGUUUAAAAAUGUUAACAAAACAAAAUGACAGUCUAGUUUGUCAAGCGUCUUCAUUGAUUUUUGAUGGUUUGGGCUGUCUUCUGUGGGAUGAGAGUAUCUGCAUCCUUGGAGAAGGGGAAAAUUUUCUUUGCUGAAGGGAACACGCAGUGUGCGGGUGCUACUGUAGUAAGCCAGGUGCCACCCAUCCUAUAUUUGUGAAUCUGAUUUAUUUCCUGGCUAAACACAGAACUUCACAUUUAUAUAAACUCAUAUUUAUAUUCUGUGAGUUUUGGCCCAAGUCUCCUUACUGUCAAGAUAAUCUCUGUCUUCUAAGGCAUUGGUUAGCUCGUACAGUUUUGUGUCAUCUGCAGAUUUAAUGAGUAUCCCACCCUCAACCUUCAUCAAAUCAUUUAUUGUUGAACAACACUGGGCCCAAGACAGAACCCUAUAAUAGCACCCAGCUUUUCAUUUUGGCUCCAUCUGAACUUUAUGUUUAAAGCAGUGUCAUACAGCUUUAAAAAGUUAUGUCUUCCUCACAAAGAAUUCUAGAACUUGUAGUCUGUUAAGGAUGCUGAGAAUUUUAAAGAGGCCCCUAUUCCCCUCACAGAGCUACAAUUCCCAGUGUGGUUUAAUGACCAACCCCUUUUCCCAGGGGACUCUGCGAAUUGUAGCUCUGUGAGGGGAAUAAAGGUAAAGCUAAAGGGACCUCUGACCAUUAAGUCCAGUCGCAGACGACUCUGGGGUGGUGGUGCCCAUCUCGCUUUACUGGCCGAGGGAGCCGGCGUACAGCUUCCGGGUCAUGUGGAAGCCGCUUCUGGCAAACCAGAGCAGCACACGGAAAUGCCGUUUACCUACCCGCUGGAGCAGUACCUACUUAUCUACUUGCACUUCGUACUUUCAAACUGGGGAAUAGGGGUCUUCUAACAACUCUCAAUAUGCUGAACAAACUACAGUUCCCAGGAUCCUUUGGGGAGAAGAGAGGACUCUUUGAAGUGAUAUCCAGCAUAGUCCUUAAAAGAUAUAGUGCAGAUAGAACAUUUUCUCUUCACGAUGACCAGGAGCCGCUAUGAGCACUCCUUGGAUGCAAUCCCUCACUAACUACAACUCUUAUGUCAUGGUAGCUCCAUCUAGCCCACAUUUUACUAGCUUGCCAACAUGAAUUCUGUAGGGGGACCUUGAUCAGGGAAGAGGAAUCUCCAGAUGUUGGAUUCUCAUCAGCUCCACUUUGCACGGUCCACAGUAAGGGAUGAUGGGAAGAUGUCUUCCAGCAUCAGCUGCCGGGUCAAAUAUUCUCUGUCCUAAAACUCUGUGACUUUUGACAUCCCUCUCAACUCUGCCAUGAUUGGGAAAGCCUGUUGGUAGUUUUAAGAUCAAUAUGUUUGCCACAUAUUGAAACAUGGAUGACAUACUUGGGGCAGUCCUGCAUAAUAGAUGGGACUGAGACAGAGCUUGGAAAAUGGUUACUUUAGCGGACUUCAUGGUGGAAUGGAGAUUUGAAUACCGUCCCCCCCCCCCACAACCAGCCACUACCCUGGCUCUUUUGAAUCUUCGUUGUUGAUCUGAGAGGAAAAUCAGUGGGUUUGUGUAGCCAGAGGUGGACCAGUGCCAUGUUGGGCAGCCACGAAUGAUGUUGAGCCAGGGAGCAAAUGAACAUAAAGUAAAAUUACACAUGGAUACUUUAAGGGUGCAAGAGCAGAACUGGAAAAUCGAAAUACAGACAGUGCCUCUUCAAACUGUUGUUGGGAACAAAGAUCCUUUUAGGUUUUAAAGUUGUGGUGGAGGAAUGAUUUUAUGAUGAGAGUCGUAGGCAACUACCUAGAAAUCAUUGAUAAAAAGGUGUGUGUGUGUGUGUUAUAGUGGGUUGGGGAAGAUGACACCAUUGGAAGGACCAUAGUUUAGAGGUAGAUGCACACUUUGUGUUCGGAAGGGCCCGUCUCUUCCAGUUAACAGGAUCUCUUUACAGUUAAUCUGAGGGAAGCUUCUGCUUGCGGCCUCUGCUGAGCCACCACUGUCCAGGCAAUCCUGGUUUUGAUAGCAGUCAACUUUUAAGCCAGACAUGGUGGGUACCUGCUGCUUCAUUUUUAUUGUUACUUUACCAUAUUGCAAUAGUGCUGUUGUGGCAAUGCAUCCUUAAGGCUAAGGCAAGGGUCCUGACCCACCAGUCAAAUACCAGAGACUAGGCCAAUGCUGUUUUCAUCACACCAUUAAAUGCAUGGGCUGGACCAAAUAACGGCAAAGAAGGCAAGCUUUCACUUUGGGGAAUGGUUUUGGUUCCACACUCAGGAGGUUGGCACAGCUGCAGACUCCACCCACAAUAAGCGCUUGCCAAAAUAUACCAUUACUGAGGUCAACCUCCUUUCUCACUGUAUCAGGUAUGGCGGCUACUGCCCUGUUUCACAUAUUUUAAGACAUACCCAUAAAAUAAGCCAUAGCAGGAUUUUUAAGCAUUCAAGGAAUAUAAGCCAUACCCCGAAAAUAAGACAUAGUGAUAGGCGCAGCAGCAAUGCCGGCCGCGGCAGGAGGAGGAGGAGGAGGAAAAAAAUAAGACACCCCCUGAAAAUAAGCCAUAGUGUGUUUUUUUUUUGAGGAAAAAAGAAUAUAAGACGGUGUCUUAUUUUUGGAGAAACACGGUACUAUGGUGAACAAAACAAUUCUUGAGGCUGGUAGGUUUCUUUGUUUA